UAUCAUAUAUAUAUAUAUUCCGAUCAGCCAAACUUCAGAUUCCCCUUUCGUCAGCCAAACUUCAGAUUCCGAUCGAGAGAUUCAGAAAGAAAAUGGCUUCCCAAACCCUAACGGACCAAACUCCUAUCACAAUGGAUCCAAUUUUCCACAUCCUUAAAAUCGUCCCUUUCUCCGUCCUCCGCCCUCCCCGCCUCCGUCUGAAGCUGCCCACCCUUACUCUCCCCUCACCGAUGACCGUCUUUGCCCUAGUCCUUCUCACAUACUUCAUGGUCGUCUCCGGCAUUGUCUACGACGUAAUUGUGGAGCCGCCGGGCAUAGGGUCUACUCAGGAUCCGGGAACUGGCUCCAUCCGCCCCGUUGUCUUCCUACCUGGUCGCGUCAACGGGCAGUACAUUAUUGAGGGUCUGUCCUCGGGGUUUAUGUUUGUGCUUGGUGGAAUUGGAAUUGUGCUUAUGGAUCUUGCGCUAGACAAGAAUCGUGCUAAGAGCGUAAAGGUUUCAUAUGCCUCUGCUGGUAUUUCGUCGCUGAUCAUCGCCUAUGUAAUGAGUAUGCUCUUUAUUCGCAUUAAGAUUCCUGCAUAUCUUAGAUGAAUUGGAUUAAUGUGACUGGGUUUUGUAUGACUUUUGGUUUGCAUUUCUAUUUAUGUCGCUGGGAUUAUGGAUCUCUGACAUUUAUCUUCAUGAUUCUUGUUCUUGAUCUCUA
Manihot esculenta (cassava) is the source of this 702-nucleotide messenger RNA. Its product is annotated as putative oligosaccharyltransferase complex subunit CG9662. The record is from RefSeq and is a predicted model, not a curated record. Gene Ontology annotation, cellular component: oligosaccharyltransferase complex. Bases 93 to 590 code for a protein of 165 amino acids. The transcript has a single exon. Lineage: Eukaryota; Viridiplantae; Streptophyta; Magnoliopsida; Malpighiales; Euphorbiaceae.